Molecule: messenger RNA, 933 nt
Organism: Symbiodinium sp. CCMP2456
Lineage: Eukaryota; Dinophyceae; Suessiales; Symbiodiniaceae
Source: the annotation of a GenBank genome assembly
AUGGAGAUCGUCCUGUCCCCGCUGCGGAUUCUGGUGCCCAUCUUUCCGGAGAGGCAGCCAUUCGGACCCCUUGCGGUGGAGGACAUCGCGUUCUCACUGUUCGUGGCAACCUUGAUCUGCUCCUCUGCGGGCUACUUCCUCACGAGGUCGUCACCACUUCUGCUGGUGAGGCUCCUCCACAGAUUAGCCCCAAGGCUAGAGCUCCGGGACGAAGUUUGGGAGGAGCCUCUUCCCGGCAAGGAAAUCUCGCUUGGGCACGAAGCCGCCGAAGAGGGUUCCUCCACAGAGAAGCGGAAGCUCCUGCGGAAGAGAACCGGGCCGGAGCUUCUCUUCAUUGUGGUUCACAAUGGAGUGGUCGCCACUUUGGCACUUCUCGCGUGGGUCUUUGGCGCCCCAUCGCUCGCUCUGCACGCGUUCUGUCUGGAAGUUUCUUACGAGAUCUUCGACAGUUUUAGCCUUGGCUUCCAGAGGAUGGAGCCAGAGACGCUGAUCCAUCACCUGGUCAGCCCGAUCUGCGUGUUGUGUUCGACGCAGACGGAUGUGGACUUCCGGGUGCUGUGCCAACUUUGCAUCUGCAUCGAUGCGUCGGGCGCCAUCUUGGGGAUGUGCAAAUUUCUGCUGCGCUUCUCGCAUUUGUCGGCGUCCAACAUCUACAAGCGUCUCACAUUGGUGUACCUGGUCCUCAGAGUCAUCCUUCCAGUGAUUGACACCGUGAUCAUCGUGUGGCGCGAGCUGUCGGUGAAGGGAGGCUUCUUCUCCAGAAUGCAGCUGCAAACAGCUAACACCAAUCCCUUUUCGAGGACCGAUUGGAUGCAGCUCUACUUCUGGUCCAUGGCCGUCAUGAACGCGUUCAACGCGUACUUCUUCCUCGUCGUGAGAGCGCGUGCCAGACUUCCAGCACAGGUUGUGGCAAGCUGGGAAGCACGAAGCUGA